CCCCUUCGUGACAUAACUGCCGGAAGUCCCGCCCCCGCUCUCUGCAUCAACAUGGCGGCGGCGACGAGUGCGGGUUGCUUAGUGGCUCGACGGCUCUUCGGGGCUUGGUCUCGUCGCCUUGUAUUUCGGGGCUCGGCCUGUAGGAACCGGCCCAUACAUCUUGGGGUGAGCAGAUUCAGAGCGACUCAAGCAGCAACACAAGUAGUCUUAAAUGUUCCUGAGACUAAGGUGUCUUCUCUGGAAAAUGGCCUGCGAGUAGCUUCUGAAGAUUCUGGCCUUUCGACAUGCACAGUUGGACUUUGGAUUGAUGCUGGAAGCAGAUAUGAAAAUGAAAAGAACAAUGGAACAGCUCACUUUUUGGAGCAUAUGGCUUUCAAGGGGUCAAAAAAGAGGUCUCAGUUAGACCUGGAACUAGAGAUUGAAAACAUGGGAGCUCAUCUAAAUGCCUACACAUCCAGGGAACAAACUGUGUAUUAUGCAAAGGCUUUCUCAAAGGACUUGCCAAGAGCUGUGGAGAUUCUUGCUGACAUCAUACAGAACAGUACAUUGGGGGAAGCAGAAAUUGAACGGGAGCGAGGAGUUAUUCUUCGAGAGAUGCAGGAAGUUGAAACUAAUUUGCAGGAAGUUGUGUUUGAUUAUCUUCAUGCCACAGCCUAUCAGAACACAGCAUUGGGACGGACAAUCUUAGGACCUACUGAAAAUAUCAAAUCUAUAAACCGUAAUGACUUGGUGGAGUACAUAACAACCCAUUAUAAAGGCCCCAGAAUGGUGCUGGCUGCUGCCGGAGGAGUCUCUCAUGAUGACUUGCUUGACUUAGCAAAGGAUCAUUUUGGUAAUUUACCAUCUACUGAGGAAGGAGCGCCGGCAUUGCCCCCCUGCAGAUUCACAGGUAGCGAGAUUCGUAUAAGAGACGACAAGAUGCCUUUGGCGUAUAUUGCAAUAGCUGUUGAAGCAGCUGGCUGGACUCACCCAGAUACCAUUCCUCUGAUGGUAGCAAAUACCCUGAUAGGCAACUGGGAUCGUUCUUUCGGAGGAGGCGUGAAUUUAUCCAGUAAACUUGCCCAGGUCACCUGUCAUGGCAACUUGUGUCAUAGUUUCCAGUCCUUCAACACCUGUUACACUGAUACUGGAUUGUGGGGGCUCUAUAUGGUUUGUGAACCAUCCACUAUCCAGGACAUGAUGCAUUUUGUUCAGAGAGAAUGGAUACGACUUUGCACAAGCGUUACUGAAAGUGAGGUAGCUCGAGCCAAGAACCUUCUUAAAACAAAUAUGCUGCUACAGCUAGAUGGAUCCACUCCAAUCUGUGAGGACAUUGGACGACAGAUGUUGUGUUACAAUCGCAGAAUUCCAAUUCCUGAACUUGAAGCAAGAAUUGAAGCUAUUGAUGCCCAGGUCAUACGAGAAAUUUGCACAAAGUACAUUUACGAGAAGUGCCCUGCCAUUGCGGCUGUAGGUCCAAUUGAACAGCUCCCCGAUUAUAACAAAAUCUGUAGUGGCAUGUACUGGCUUCGUGCUUAGGAACAUUUUGGGAUAAAAGUUUCCAAAAGCAGUUCUUUAUGAAGACAAAGUAGAGAUGGUGUCACAAGGCUGGUAA
This is a messenger RNA of Alligator sinensis (Chinese alligator), 1594 nucleotides long. It is a transcript of the gene PMPCB, whose product is annotated as peptidase, mitochondrial processing beta subunit. Gene Ontology annotation, cellular component: mitochondrion. The transcript is spliced from 13 exons. The coding region runs from base 52 to 1518 and encodes 488 amino acids. The record is from RefSeq and is a predicted model, not a curated record. Lineage: Eukaryota; Metazoa; Chordata; Crocodylia; Alligatoridae. Gene Ontology annotation, molecular function: metal ion binding; metalloendopeptidase activity.